AUGGCUUCCUUGCGGCUCCCACGGCUUUGCUGUCCAGAGAGAGAUGCUGGUACUGACCUGGUGCUUGGUGCGGAGCUCUAUCAUGCAGUAUGUAGCGGCAGUGCUCUUUUGGGACUCCUAGGUUUGGCCAUUUGUUAUAGCUGCAGUAAUCGGAGAAAGAGCCAGGCAACAAGGAUGGGUUGGCGAGUUCUUCUGGCCAGUGCCUUGGUCACUACAGGUUUUUCUUCUGGGGACGCGCCGUCCGAAGGCGUCAAGCUGCAUACGGAUCACACUGGAAGCCCUUGCUCGCUUCGGGUGGUUGUUCAACCUGCAGAAGUCAUCUCUGACCCCCUCAGACUAUUGCUCUUUCUGGGUAUGCUUCUGGACACGGAUGCGGCACAGAUUCGCCUUCCUCCGGACAAGCGACUGGCCUUACACCGCUCCAUGAGGGUUCUUCUCGACUGCAGACUUCUGUCCAUUCUACUGUGCAUGAGGAUGUUAGGGAAGAUGGUCGCCUGUUUCGAGGCGAUUCCCUUUGCCCAGUUCCGCUCUCGUACGUUCCUCGCGAUCCUGUCCUCCUGGGACAAGUCUUCCAAGAGCCUGGACUAUCCCAUCCGCCUCUCUCCUCGGGUGGUCACCGACUUCCAUAUCAAGGAGGAAAUUGUCCGUCCCUCUCCACACGCAAAGGAAAAGGAGUUGCACCAUUUGGAUGUUGUCAGAGCUCUGAAGAUCUAUUUAGCAGCCUCUGCUCCCUUCCGCUGGUUACUCCUGCACUCCACUUUGUGGCUCCUCUCUUCCGAUUUCUUGUCCAGUCAGUCCUGGCUAUCUUACAUUACCUGUGUUUUCAUCUCAACAUGGAUUCACUACUUCUGUUCAGUGUUGUUCUGGGCGUUUUUCUGUUACUUUUUGGAAAUUGAUCAACUCUUCAAACGAAAUCCAUCAGAAAGAUUUGGCGUAUUGUACUCGUUUUUGUGCUGGGGAGCUUCAAGCCUCGUAUGUCUACAUGGACUUCUUAUGUUAGCGAUCCCUUCUGUGUCUCAAAACAGGUGUGACUCUAAACAUGGCCUGAUCCUCUUCCAUGAUGUCCUCCUAUACAUCCCUUUAUUACUGGCACUGUUUGGAAGUCCUUUCCUGCUGAGAAGAGCUCUUGCUGGAGUGCCUGCUGUCCUUAGGAUGCAGUGUGGGGUGUACACCUGCUGCGAAAGGUAUAAGAAGCACUCCUUACGUAGGAGACUGUUCCAGAUCAGCGGUACAUUUAUAGCCUGCUGGCUCGGGAACGUACUGUGUGACUUUUUGCUGCUUCUUACUGAAGUAUCCGAAACCUCGGAGCCUCCUCGACAGUUACAGGUGGCUGCUGUCAUGGUUUUUGUCAUAAUGGGUAUUUUGAAUCCGAUGUUUUGUUGCGUACAUUCCCUGGCUUUUUUUGGCUGGAGGAGUUCUGAUGCCUGUGUGACUCAGAGCCGUGUGGCAGCAGAAGCACCUUCCGGGACCAGCCUAGAUAGAGAGGAUACGGCGCUGGUAGAAGCAGGAAACCUUUUAUUGAGGCCAAAAUCUGUACACGCCAUGAGGAUACUGUCCUUCCAAAACAUUUUACAAUCGGUAGACUCCUGCUCUUCCAUGGAAUUCACUUGUUCUGCGAUGGAAAUAAAUGCAGUACGCCUCCUGGGUAAAAAAGAUCCUCCAGCCCCCGCUCAAAUUGGUUCCAUGUUCUGACCACAGCACACUGAAAACCGGAGUUCAUUUUUCAUUUUCCAGAACUGUACUUGGUUACUGUGAGCAAUAUACUGAACUUAAAAAAAUCUAUUCAA
This is a messenger RNA of Bufo gargarizans (Asiatic toad), 1787 nucleotides long. RefSeq lists its product as uncharacterized. The record is from RefSeq and is a predicted model, not a curated record. Lineage: Eukaryota; Metazoa; Chordata; Amphibia; Anura; Bufonidae. The coding region runs from base 1 to 1692 and encodes 563 amino acids. Gene Ontology annotation, molecular function: L-DOPA receptor activity; L-tyrosine binding; dopamine binding. Gene Ontology annotation, cellular component: melanosome membrane; plasma membrane. Gene Ontology annotation, biological process: regulation of calcium-mediated signaling; melanosome organization; G protein-coupled receptor signaling pathway. The transcript has 12 exons.